AUGGUGAAACUCGGGAAAUCGUCAAAGCGGACGCCAGUUCGGCUACGGAAUAAGAUCGAAAAGGCCAGUGCCGCAAAGCAGAGAAAAGAGCGAAAGCUCGCCAAAAAUAACCCUCAAUGGCGCUCAAAGCUCAAGAAAGAUCCCGGUAUCCCAAAUUUGUUUCCAUAUAAAGAUCGACUCCUGCAAGAGAUCGAAGAGAAGAGGCGAUUAAAGGCAGAGGAAGCACAGAAGAUACGCGAGGAAGCAAAACUACGACGUCAGGCACAGAGCACGGAAGAAGCUGCAGAUGUUGAGAUCUCGGAAAAUGCUGAUCUUAUCGACGAUGAAGAUGAUGAGUUGGUCGAUGACGAUGAGGAUAUGGAGAUUGAAGGAGAAGAGUCCAACCCAAUGGCUGCGCUUUUAGCCUCUGCAAAGGCUCGCGCUGCUGAAUUCGCGGAUCAGAACGACGAUGAUGCUAUGGUGGAUGACGAGGAAGAUGGUGGGGUUACAUUCGUGGAUUCUGCUGUGCCGACAACAAAAGAAAGCUCGCGCCGAGCAUUUGACAAGGCCUUUAAAGAGGUGAUUGAUAGGGCAGAUGUCGUUCUAUACGUUCUUGAUGCGCGAGACCCCGAAGGAACCCGAUCUAAGGAAGUAGAACGAGAGAUUAUGGCUGCCGCCCAUGGGUCGAAGAGACUUAUUUUGAUCCUGAAUAAGAUCGAUCUCGUACCUCCGCCGGUCCUGAAAGGCUGGCUGGUGUACCUACGGCGCUACUUCCCUACUCUACCGCUGCGAGCUUCCACCGGAGCUCCUAACGCGCAUUGCUUCGAUCACAAACAGUUGACCGUCAAGGGCACUUCAGAAACCCUGUUCAAGGCUUUGAAAACAUACGCACAUAACAAACAGCUUAAACGAGCCGUAUCAGUUGGCGUCAUUGGAUAUCCCAACGUGGGCAAAUCUUCCGUGAUCAACUCGUUAACAAGUCGUAUCACCAGAGGCAAUGCCAACGUGUGCCCCGUCGGCGCAGAGGCCGGUGUCACCACCAGUCUUCGAGAGGUCAAACUGGACAGCAAACUAAAAAUCAUUGAUUCUCCAGGAAUCGUUUUUCCCAAUGCCGAAAAGUCCAAAUCCUCAGAAUCCCGCAAAAUAAACGAACAGGCCCGACUCAUUCUACUUAAUGCAAUACCCCCAAAACAGAUUUCCGACCCUGUUCCUGCAGUGACCCUUUUACUGAAAAGAUUAUCCUCGUCUGAAGCCCUACUCUCAAAAAUGCUUGCAUUCUACGGCAUCCCUCCUCUCUUCCCUACUAAUGGCGACAAGACGACCGACUUCCUCGUCCAGGUUGCUCGGAGGAGAGGUAGACUGGGGAGAGGCGGUGCACCUAACAUCAGCAGUGCAGCCACGACUGUUAUAACUGAUUGGAGAGACGGACGUAUCCAGGGCUGGCUUGAGGCCCCUACUUUGCCUGUGUCUACUGCUGUGGAAAGCAAUACUGCUACUGAGGGAGAGGCUAGCGGACAAGCUGCAGACACGAAGCAGAUAGUGACGGAGUGGGCAAAGGAGUUCAAGCUCGAAGGCCUAUGGGGAGACGAUGCUGCUCAGGAGGAGGAUGAUGAGCAGAUGAAAGAAUAA
Arthroderma uncinatum is the source of this 1608-nucleotide messenger RNA. Its product is annotated as nuclear GTP-binding protein NUG1. The coding region runs from base 1 to 1608 and encodes 535 amino acids. The record is from RefSeq and is a predicted model, not a curated record. The transcript is spliced from 3 exons. Gene Ontology annotation, molecular function: GTP binding. NCBI's taxonomy places the organism in Eukaryota, Fungi, Ascomycota, Eurotiomycetes, Onygenales, Arthrodermataceae. Gene Ontology annotation, cellular component: nucleolus.